This is a messenger RNA of Somion occarium, 1981 nucleotides long. The record is from the annotation of a GenBank genome assembly. Lineage: Eukaryota; Fungi; Basidiomycota; Agaricomycetes; Polyporales; Cerrenaceae.
CGCGGGCUACAAUACAAUCACGCCGCCGGGUAUUCGUGACAUGACUAGUCAUCAUCAGAUGCAGAAGUAACGACCACAAACGUUGACGAUGAUGUGUACCGAGUUGUACCAUGAUCUCCAGGUCCAAAUGCACUUUGAACGUGGGAAAGUUGCAAUUAUCUCUUCCGGCGGAUCCUUUGACGUAACUACACACUUUUUGAAUGCUUGUAAUUGGCAACGUCAGGAUGGACCUUUUCUGUGACGCUUUUGACACAAGUCGAUCGACUCGUUCCUCAAUAUCAGCUAUCUGAAACCUGCGUUGGAAUGCUUAGAGAUCAGGAUGACAUGACGUUUCAAACUCAUCCAGGUCCAUGAACAAUGGACACCUCGAGUCUUCGGCACAUGUGACGAUGUCUUAGACAUAGUGAUGCCGGGAACAUGCCUUGACCUCUUUGACCUUCAAGACCUGAGUGGCGCAAAGCUUUGUCCUUUGACCUGAUGUCUUUGACCCCAGUCGCUUUGACCCACUUUUCUUUGUUGACCUCAGACGAUGUAUAAAUACCCACCUGUAUUCUGUCCCAUGGUGCGCAAACACAAUUUUUCCCUUCACCUUGAAAUCGACAACGUCAUAUUAAUCCCUUACUGCUAUGCCUGUUUACCGCCAAUCGAUUGUGCGCGACAGACAACGUUCAGAAUGCCCUGAAUGCCAUUCGCUCCUCCCAAAGGGGAAGAAUCUCAAGAAACACAUCGAGGACCAUUUUGGUGGACCCCCUUCGGUUAACAAUAGCAGGUACCAUAGAUGUAAAGCGCCAAACUGCGUUCACUGGUCUCUCCAACGGUCCAACUUAGAGACCCACUAUAAGACACAUACCCUCCAGAAAGACAAAGUCUGCACCCACUUUUCAAGAGAGGGAGACAAACACCCAUGCGAAUAUGUAACCCACGAUCCCGCUCUGCUCACACGUCACAGGCGAAAUAAGCAUGGUUAUUGCCCAUGCAAAACUGAUUCAUACGAUCCAUGGUGGCAAGGUGUCGGCGAUGCUAAGGUCCGAAUGGGCGGUCGUUUAACAAUAGAUGAUGUCGCAAGGAUCCGGGAACAGGAGCAGGCUACACGGAUGAACAGGCGUCAAGUCAACCCACUCCCGAACACCAGUGGUAUUAUUGUGCCCAAGCGUGAAGAGUUUUCCCCUUCCUUAGACCUAUCCCAUGCCGAUGGUUCUGCUCGUACAAAGCUCUCAGAUGCAGAUUCUGACUCGGACAUAGUUGACAAUGCCCAGCCAACUGAUGAUGCCCCUCCGGAUGGACCCGCCCCGACUCCUCAGCCUAUUCCAGAAACUGCUGAAGAUAUACCGGCCAUUCAGCCUUCACAACGCAUCACUCCUGCUCAGCUUCGUGUAGUCACUUUGCCACGCCACAAUCAGCCGAGCACACCUGCACCCACCGCUUCCUCCUCAAAACUGUCACGUGUAGCUACACAACAUGCUCCCACUACACCCUCUACACAAUACACACCUGCCGCAACGGGCUUGCCAUUCGGGGCCAAAGGACGUGCAUGGAUGAAACAUCUGAGUCGGGAACGUAACAUUGCUAGAGCCAUCAGAGAGGGGUGCCCUGCGAGACAGCAACCGAAUGCCAGUAGCAGCCAACCACUGCAACCGUCGGGUUCCCCCAGCGAUCAUUCUGCAAAUCCUGAGUAGGCGCAAUUCAUGGACUACGCAUUGAGAUAUCUCUGUCUUCUUAUGCCCUUUCCUUUAUUCCAAAGAUUCCCCUCGUUUCUUCCACUGCCCAACUGUGAGUUCUCGCUGUCGAUUCAAACAUUCUUACAUAAUGAAUAUAUUGUUGCUCCUCUUAUGUUCGCUGACUACAAUGCUGUAUAUGUCAUCUCGUCCGUAUAUGCCCAUAAAUUUUCUACCCAAUAAAAUGAUAUAGCACGAUUCUCAGAGCACAGGUUAUCUACAGUCCUCACCAUAGUUCAAGAAUCAAAUAAUCUACCUCAACACCA